Molecule: messenger RNA, 720 nt
Organism: Oppiella nova
Lineage: Eukaryota; Metazoa; Arthropoda; Arachnida; Sarcoptiformes; Oppiidae
Source: the annotation of a GenBank genome assembly
AUGCGUUACAAGCAAUUGAUUUGCAAUCAAUUGUUUUCGUAUUACAACGAAACGGAUAUUAGUGUCGAGUGUAGGCAAAUAAUCCAUCAUUUAUUGGACGAUAGCCUUAUUGUCCAACAGGAAUGGCUGUUCACAAUGGUGGACUCUUCGGCCACUUUGGGCACCGGUAUCUUAAAGGGAACGACACAUUUCUUUGGAGACUAUGAUGAGUGUCUGGGUAUUAAUUCACACACAAAUGGAAACGGUAUUCACAUAUUGGGUCAGUAUUGUACUUUAGAGAUACCCAUGAGAUAUAUUAUUGGAAAUGUGCAUUUCAAAGUAAGGGAUGAAUUGAAUGGUAUGAACGCAUCGAUCGAUUCAUUGAAACACUUAUUGAGCGCACGAUUAGAGCAAUGCGUUCACAGAAAUGAUAAUCCGAUUCAAUGGUUGCAUAUCAUCAUUGGUGGUUUGCUUCGAGCAAAUGGACAGUUAGGCCGAUCGCAUGGGACGGGUAGCACUUCAGCCGUCAAGUGUUUGUUUCCGAUCCGCAAAAUCAUUCGCCGAUUCGUACGCCUAAUGCCAUCCGUCGGCGCUGUCAUUGCAUUUGCCAUUUUAUUAGAGGUGUUGGGGUCGGGGCCCGUGUGGCACCAGUAUAUGAUUCUUAACUCUGGAGUUUGCCGUCACAAUUGGUGGGCCACCAUGCUCAAUUUGAACUGGUUUAAUUUAUGGAGCACUAAGUAA